Triticum dicoccoides is the source of this 1300-nucleotide messenger RNA. RefSeq names its product expansin-A33-like. NCBI's taxonomy places the organism in Eukaryota, Viridiplantae, Streptophyta, Magnoliopsida, Poales, Poaceae. Gene Ontology annotation, biological process: plant-type cell wall organization. Gene Ontology annotation, cellular component: extracellular region. The record is from RefSeq and is a predicted model, not a curated record. Bases 93 to 860 code for a protein of 255 amino acids. The transcript has 2 exons.
GUAGAUACACAGUACACAGAGCACAGCAUAUUCCUAGAAGACUUGCUCGGCCCAAGUACUACAGCGCUGUGUCUGUCAUCUUCAGCAAUCCAAUGGGGAAGCAGACAGCAGUAGCACUAGUGCUUCUCGGUGUGCUCUGUGGAAUAGCUUCUCAUGGGGUCGACGCCCAGUAUUACUGGACGACCGCCACGGCGACGUUCUACGGCGGCGGCGACGGCUCCGGCACUAUGGGAGGCGCGUGUGGGUACGGCAACCUGUACAACUCCGGGUACGGGAUCAACAACGCGGCGCUGAGCACGGCGCUCUUCAACGACGGCGCCAUGUGCGGCGCGUGCUACACCAUCUACUGCGACACCGGCCGGAGCAGGAUGUGCAAGCCGGGCACCCAGAUCACCGUCUCCGCCACCAACUUCUGCCCGCCCAACUGGGCGCUCCCCAGCGACAACGGCGGCUGGUGCAACCCGCCGCGCGUGCACUUCGACAUGUCGCAGCCCGCCUGGACCAGCAUCGCCAUCUACCAGGCUGGCAUCGUCCCCGUCGUGUACAGGAGGGUCUCCUGCCAGAAGCGCGACGGCAUCCGCUUCGGCAUCUCCGGGAGGGACUACUUCGAGCUGGUGGUGGUCACCAACGUCGGCGGCAGCGGGGUCGUGUCCCAGAUGUGGAUCAAGGGCUCCAACACCAACUGGCUCGCCAUGAGCCGCAACUGGGGAGCCAACUGGCAGAGCAACGCCUACCUCAACGGCCAGAGGCUCUCCUUCAGGGUCAGGCUCGACGACGGCCGCGAGGCCACCGCCACCGACGUCGCCCCCUCCAACUGGUGGUUCGGGGCCACCUACACUUCCUGGAUCAACUUCUACUAGCUAGCGGGAAUGCGGGAUCAUCGACGGCACUGCUGCUUAAUCUAUCAUCUUUAGUAUAUACUUAAGUAUUAAAAUUCAUAAGGGGCGCCCUCUGUUGCGAUUCGCUAUAUAUACUUGUGUUUUAGAUGGGCUUGCGUAUUAGCAUCAGGAACCAUGCAAGCACGCAACCAAGAAUUGGUGUAACACACUCUUUCGUGCACCUACGCACUGAAGCUUCAGAAACCAGGCAAGCACACAAUGCGCAACUAAGAAUUAUUGUAAAAGGAAAAUUGUACGAAAUGAAGACGGCAUAGCUAGUGGGGGCGGAUUAGCAGCACGCAGGGGCGGGGGCACGCAAUCCAUUUUUCUUUUGGCUUUCUAUAUAUUUUCAAUGAAUUAUAUCUUUCUGAACCAAAAGUUCAAAUUAAGUUUCGUUUGCAUAUAUUCAUGGUUCUUGUGAG